AUGGCCGACUACAAUCCCGACAUUUCCAACGGCACCUGCUACUAUGCGAAUGGAGAGGAGGCUCCUUCAAGAUUCAUACCUUGUGGAAAUGAGGCACUCGGACACAAGGCAUGUUGCGAAAGUCUGGACAUGUGCCUAUCGUCGAAUGCUUGCUACAACGGACAAUAUGGUGUUACCUACCUUGCUGGCUGUACGGAUCCCAGUUACGAAGACUCAAGGUGUCCAGAUAAAGGCGACUUUGCAGACCAACCAUGGGCAGGUCUAGUCUACUGCAAUGGAACCUCAAAUGAAUGGGUAGCGUGUGAGGAUAGCGGAAGCACAGUCUCGGUCCCUGAGCCCUGCUGGUGCCCUUCAUCCUCGAGAACAGUGGCAUUCACAGAUUCUUCUCAACUCACCAAUAUCAUGUCGCUGCCGAAUACACCGGGUGCAAGUGUUACUUGGAGAGACGUAUUGGCGUAUGAGUCGGAACACUCACUUACACUCACCUCAUCCCCUACAACAACAUCCGACAGUAGCAGCGUCACAACGUUACUGCCACCAGUGUCAGCACGCACAACGAACAGUUCGGUGACUUCGACAGACUCCUCCUCUUCCGAGAGCUCAGCAAGUAAGACUGCCUCAGCUUCUGCAACGCCUGAAAGCCCAACCGAGUCCUCAGGGUUACGUACCGGGCAGAAAAUAGGGGUUGGGCUUGGAGCUGCGGGGGGCAUGAUUGCUAUGUUGCUUCUAGGCUGGUUAGUCGCAAGGAGAUUGCGCCGUGGCAACGACAAGCGGCGUCAAACACCCCCAAUGGUUGAUCUCACUCGACCACAAUCAGACGGUCCACAGAUGGACGCCGACCUGAGAAGCCCGGCCUGGUCAGGACACAAGUCGGAGCUCCCGGCCGACGACAGCACAACGACAUCGCCCUCACCAGCAUACCAAGAAUUUCGGCAACCACAAACUGUGGAAGUCGAGGGAACUCCUGCCCGACCUGCGGCCAGGACCACGCAGGAUGGUGGAUACAAGAUGCCCGGUGACAAGGGCACAUAUUAUGAGAUGCCAGGGUAG
Molecule: messenger RNA, 1050 nt
Organism: Capronia coronata CBS 617.96
Lineage: Eukaryota; Fungi; Ascomycota; Eurotiomycetes; Chaetothyriales; Herpotrichiellaceae
Exons: 3
Coding region: 1-1050 (349 amino acids)
Source: RefSeq, a predicted model, not a curated record